Dermochelys coriacea (leatherback sea turtle) is the source of this 5580-nucleotide messenger RNA. It is a transcript of the gene PLEKHS1, whose product is annotated as pleckstrin homology domain containing S1. Gene Ontology annotation, molecular function: protein binding. The transcript has 15 exons. The coding region runs from base 2753 to 4150 and encodes 465 amino acids. The record is from RefSeq and is a predicted model, not a curated record. Lineage: Eukaryota; Metazoa; Chordata; Testudines; Dermochelyidae.
UUGGCUGCUCUCCAUGGUUUUGAUUUGGUGGGCCAGAUCAUCAGUUGGAAUAAAACAACAUAGGUCAAGUUAUUUUUAUGGAGUUAUGCUCAUUUAUACCAACUGAAGAUCUGUCCUUUACUCAGCAGACAAACCAGUUUCAUGACCUGGUGAUUAAUCCAGCUAAAAGUUGAAUUAAUCAUUUUAUGGAACUAGUUAGCAAGCACUUCUUUUUAAAUCCCAUUCCCUAGCUUCCUGACACUAGGGACUUGCCUCUGUUUGAUCAAGAGAAACACAUCCUCCUCUCAACAUUUUCAGUGUUUAUUUUUUCAGAGUUUUUCACACUCAUCAUGGCCUGUUAGUAGCUGGUUUACUGAGAUUUCACUUGCCUAUAGAGUAAAGUUCCCCUAUAGAAUGUUCUGCUGCCUCAAAGGCUCCUGAAUGGGAUAAAGUGUGGGGGCAGAGCCACAAAAUACUGUGAAACCUCUACAAGCAACCUCUGCUGAACAAGGAUUUCUUCUGCAUAUGCCCUUGGGAACUACAAAAAGGCGCCAAGAGACAUGGCCUAGCUUUGAGGGUUUAAAGCUUUUAAAAUGAUGCUGAGAAUUGUGGUAAUUUUACUUAACAUCCUUUUAAGCAGCAGUUCUUCUCUUUCCUGCUCCAGUUGUGCUCUUGGUUAAGAGUGGUAGAAAAUUAUAUUUAAAUAAAAGAGAACUGUGGCAAACUUAUUUCAAGCAAUAUUAGUUACUAGGGGUAAAAUUAACUUGUGAUGAGGAGGGAUGUGCAAGACCCUUUUUACUACCCUUUGUGCAUCCCCAACAUGCUGUGGAGUUGGUCUCCAGGCCAACCCAUUUGGGGCUGGUGAAGGCGGCCAGUUUGGAGUUAGGUUGGGUGAAGAUUCUGCAUCAGCUGGUUCCAUAUGAGAGCAACUAAAGCUGCUAGCCAUACUUUGCCAACAAAGUGAUCUGAAAUUAGACACCAGUGAGAACAGUUUGGAAAUUCCUGGUGAGUAGAGGAAAUGGCAGCUGUCCAGCUAAGGAGGAAUGCAACCUAGCUGUGCUGUUCUGAGAGGGGUUGAAUCACUCCUCUGUUCUCUGCGGAGAACUGUUAACCUGGCACUCUCAACAGUAGUGAGACUGCUUUGCAGCUAAACCAAGUGGAGCUGGGAAAGGAUGAUGCAACCAAAUUCCUUUCUCAUUUAGGCCCUGAUCCAAAGGUCAUUGAAGUCAAUGCCUUUGCUUCAAGCCAUAAUAUAAACACAUUAAUUGCUUUAUUUCCCCCAACCCCUUCAAAGAAAGACUGUAAGAACUUGGUAUUUUCCUCUAGGGGAAAUCCAGGUUUGAGAAGAAACCCAGAGACAAGUUAUUUGGGCAGGAGAUGGGACAAUUUCCUGAAUUAAAAUCUAUGUGUUACACUCCUCUGAAAACCCCUUCAUGUAUAUUUAUUGUGAUAUUUCAGGGGCUGCAUGUAUGGUUCUCUUUGUGGGAGGUUGUUAUCCUUUCUGCUCUAUUCAGGUACUUAUGUGUCUCCCACGUCCAUAGCAUUAGAGAGCAUAGCAAGAGUAUGUGCUGCUUAAGAAAGAAAGAAGCUCAGCCCCAAUCAUCUUUCACUCCAAUUCCAGCAAAUACAAUAUACAGAUCAAAGAUCAAACCUACAGUGUGUGCAGAUAAUGUCAGAGAGGAGGUCGACUUUGGAAAAUUAUCCAAAAGAAAAGGGUUUUAUGGAGGAAUCUGAAGAAAGAGAGAGGCUUCUUGACUUAUAGGAAAAACACUGUUCCAAGUAUAGGCACCAAUUUCUGUGUCUAGAUGGAGUAUUACUUGAAAUUAUUUCUGCAAAUAUUCUUUUUUGAAUAAUUUCUACAAGCUCAAAUAGUCUCCCACUAGUGGAAUUCUCAGCUCACCAUCUAUGUUCCACAUUCUAGCUCCUUCACUCUGUCUGAAUAGUGCAAAGUAGCUAGUCAGGAGAAAAAAAUCUGACCCAGUAUCUUUGACUGAGUCGUAAUGAGCCAGAGAACAUUUUGGUAGAGAUAUUCCAUUUAACAGGUCCUUUUGGUGACCUAUAUGACAUGGGUUGUUGAACAACCUGGUUCUAAGAGGGCAGGUAUCAGAGUGACAAAACUCAUUAUAACUAGCACCCCUGUUGGAUAUCUCAGCAGAGAAGCCAAUGAAUGGGCAUGAGACACCUCUGAGGUGGUGUCUCCAUGCCAGGUUGAAAGUGCAUUGACAGGGUAGUGUGGGGAAGGCUGCACCAUCUUUCAAGGGCUGUACAUUCAGUUCUAAAUUUUUAUAUCAGACUCCUAAAUGUUUGUUGGAUUGUAAAAUAAUGUUAUCUACAAAGAAUGAUAGAGUAAGCAAAAUAUCAGGCUUGUGCUGAGGAAACAUAUAGACCAACGGGAAAACUGAAACAAGAAAACAAAGUUGUCAUUGUUUUACUCCUGUCUAGGAGACAUUUAUGGUUAAAUCCAGCAUGCUUUUUUUUUAAUUAAUCAAUGUAUAUUAAUCUCCUGGAUUUCCCCUUUUUAAACAAUUUGUCAUUCAACUAAGCUGCUCUGGUAAAAUGUAGCAUAUGGUGGAAGGUUGGGAAUUUCCUUGUGUGUCAUAUUUCACAUUGUUUGUGUUUUGCCAACUGGUAUAAGUAGGUAGUAACAGGGCAGGGCAGCAACACAGAAUAGUGAGGUUGGGAGACCGAUACAGUGGAUCUGUGACCAUAUAAAGGUGCAUGUUUCUAAGAUCAUCUACACAGUAGCCACCUGUUGCCUGUUGAAGCAAUUGGAAUGGCUUUCAAAUCUACAAAAAACUCCACAGGAAAUCAAGUCAAUCUUUUUCAGGAUGAUGAAGUCUGCAAGCAUGGUGACUUUAUCAAAUCCCCACCUCCUCAGCUUUUCACUACACAGAGUUCUUGGAAAAAGCGAUGUUUCACCUUGUGCAAGUCUAGCAAGAGAUGCUACACCCUGAAGUACCUUAAAGGCCAACAGAUAAAGGGUUUCAUUGCAAUUGACCAGAUUUCAAAUAUAGAGAUUGGCAUAAGUAAUUAUGAGAAGAUGACAGCAGUAAGGAAGAUGUUCAAAUGUCACCCCGAGGAAGUGAUAUCCAUCAACACUAAUAGCAGGGAUUACUACCUCAUUGGGAAGGACAGGGAACAAGUUGAGGACUGGUUCACUUCCCUGUCUUCAGCCCGCAUGGAGGCAAAAGAAGAUGGAUGCUCUGCUCAGAACCAGAAUCCUGCAGCUCAGAGAAGCAAAGGUCGGACCAUCUCUUCGCCACCAUCCUUCGAUGAAAUAGUUGUGAGCACCCAUGAGGAGAUUCUGAGUGACUACAACAAAACUGAAGUGGAAGAUCCCACAGACGACAAGAAAAGGCCUCACUCAGAUCCUGGCUCUCGUGGUCUCCCUGAACAGCAGCCUUGCCGCAGCUCACCAAUGCAUCUUCUUCCUAGUCUGAAUAACAAUUCUGAAAAGACCAGCCAACAUCAGCUGCUGUUAGAUUCAGAGGAGAACACAGGAGAGAAGGGGGAAGAAUAUUAUGCUUCUCCAAGCAGUGUUCUAGCACAGCUGGAAAGUGAGCUAUCCAAGUCUGAUCCCCCAGUUCAAUCACACAACCCAAUGGCGAAGGAAGAUCAUCUCAGCAGGAAGUUGUACAUGUUGAUGAAACCUCUGUUGCCUGAAGAGAAACUCCAGCCCACAUGCAGAAGUGAUGAAUUCCUGACCCUUCCCAGAAGCCAAGAAAAUAGCAUAGAUUUAAGAAACUGCGAGACAGAUGAAAACCAACAACAGCUCAUUCAAAGCAAGACCAAUAAGCAGCUAACCAAAGAAAGAAAGCCAAAUGCAUCAUCACUAUCAGUGGUUCAGUUAUCUAUAAUAAUCAACAAAGUCACAGAUGACAGCCAAUUACAAGAGGUGGAUAUUUGCAUCCCUCAUGCUGAUGUCACCAGUAAUUUAACGCUUAUUGAAGCAACAGGACAAAUAUGUGUCUCUCACUGGAAGGGUCCCAGCCGCUUAGGCUGUAUAUUUCACCAUGGGGAUCACAUAGUGGCUGUGAAUGACCUGCGCACACAGAGCAUGGAUGAGGUUUCCUUGUUUAUCAGCAGAUCCAUGAGAAAGAAGGUGAAACUUACUAUCCGUCGGAUCCCAGAUUCAGACAUUUUCCAUAUUAAAGGAUGUUCAUGUUCCUAGAUAAGUGGUUGCCCUGUGCAUAUUCCUGAAGAUGGAAGGAUCAUUAUUUAAUAUUUCUAUUUAGAAGGCAUCAGUUGUGACACUGAAGGUAGAAGGAAAAAGAAGAACAUCUGCCUGAAGAACUUCCAUUCAUUCAAAGUGGUGGUGGGGCCAUUUCUCUUUAAAUUGUCUUUUUUGAGCAACAUCACUGGUGCCACAACAAAGCCGUUACUUGAUUGGAGGACUGUUUUUUUCAUGGCUAAGAUGGCUUCAGAUGUGAUUCAAAUUGGAAUCACUUUCUACCAAAUUGGGAUUGGAGUCUUCUUUGGUUUUGCAGACAAACCAGCCUUUAGGACAAUCUUCCAGCCUUGAAAAUGGCCACCAUGCCAUUGAAUUGCAGUACAAAGAACUAACUUCCUUUUCCUAACUAGGGAGGAACAAAGGAGGUAGAAAUGGUGUUAGAAGUAAUUUCCUGCCACUUCUUGGAGCAAAUGUUCAUGAAGGGAGGCAUUAAUAGGUAUAAAAUCUGUCUGCAAUUGUCUUUGGAAAAACACUAUUGCAGAGAAGUUUGCAUAUAUCCGUUGAAGCAGAAAAUGAACCAUGCAAUCUGCAUCUCUCUGUUAUGGCUCUCACUAUUAUGGCAAUAGUGUUGUUCCUAUGGCAAAAUGAAGUUUUGGUAGAUUUUUCUAGCACUGCAUGUUCAUUUGUAUUUCAGAAAAUUUGGGAUUCAUUUCCUACUUUUGCAAGUCAGAACCAAGUUGUUACCAAGUGAUUGUCAGCUGCUGCUUGCUUUUAUGUCAGAUUGUGUACAGCAUAGAUGUUACACGGUGUGAUUUUAUUUUUGAUGCAGAUUGUAUUCUAUCUAUAAAACACAGAGAUGAGAGCCAUGUGAUGAAAUAAAGAGACAUGAACUAUGUUCCACAGGGAUGUGAUGCAAUUUAACACGUUCCUAUGACUGCAUCACCUGCCCAAAAUUAUCUCAGCUGGACUUGCUCUAUCAUUCCAAACCUUUCUUGGGCUUCAAACACCCCCUGCAUUUAAACAAAAAAUGGACUUGCCACAGAAGUAUUGCUUUCUUCCCCCAAUUAUACUUGCCCAAAGCCUUGCAUGGGCAAUAUACAACCUAGGUCCAAUAACAACUUUUCUAAACCUACAAGCAUCAUGGCUUAAAUAUUCAACAUCUCAUGGUCCUUCUGGGCUAGGAACAGCAGCUUUAUACUAAUGAGAAUGGGAGAUACCCAACUCCCAUUAUGACCCAACACUCCCCUCUAGCAAUGGAAGGCCCAAAGGCAAUGACUUUAGACUUGUGCUAUUCUUAGGUCUAGAGGUGUUUUUUUAGAUCACUUUUAGGUGUUUUACCUUUAAUUUUAAAGUUCUCUGAGCUGUGUGUAGCUGAACCACAUGGUCCUUCUCUUUGUAUCUAAGUGUUAUAUAAAAUAUAAUAUAUUGUA